Molecule: messenger RNA, 1223 nt
Organism: Xenia sp. Carnegie-2017
Lineage: Eukaryota; Metazoa; Cnidaria; Anthozoa; Malacalcyonacea; Xeniidae
Product: zinc finger Ran-binding domain-containing protein 2-like
Biological process (GO): RNA processing
Molecular function (GO): RNA binding; lipopolysaccharide binding
Source: RefSeq, a predicted model, not a curated record
GCGAAGAAAAAGAGGAAAAGUAAUAGUUUUUGGAAAGGAAUACAGCGCCAGCAGAUUGCCACGCUCUUGGAUAGUUUGUUUUGGAAAAACCUUGUACUUUUAGAGUAUCUUUAAAAUGUCGAAAAGAUUAAGAGUCUCUGAAGGGGAUUGGACGUGCUCAGAUGCCAGUUGUGGUAAUCUCAACUUUGCUCGAAGAACAAGCUGUAAUCGAUGUGGAAAGGAGAAAGGAAGAGGUGUGGAUAGGGUAAGGAAAAGUGGAUCAGAAAUUGGAAAACAUUUUGCUGAGAAAAGCAAAGGGUUAUUUAGUGCAGAUGAUUGGCAAUGUGCCAAGUGUGGGAAUAUCAACUGGGCUCGACGUUCUACCUGUAAUGUUUGCAAUGCCCCAAAAAUUGGCCAUCAAGAAAGAAGAACAGGACUUGGUGGCGGUUUCAAUGAAAGAGAAAAUGUGGAGUACAUUGAACGAAAAGACUCUGAUGACGAGUAUGAUGAUUUUGGAAGGAAAAAGAAAAAAACCAAGCACGAACAGAGUCGAGAUGAGAAACCACGAACAGAAUUUCUUCAAACGAAAAAGUUGAACCUUGAGGACGAAGAAGAGGAUGACGACGACAGUGACGUUGAUCUCUCGAAGUAUGAACUUGAUGACGAUGAUGAAGAUGACGAGCCUACGCAAAAAAAGGAAGAUUCACGGGAUCAGGGAGGACAACAUGGAAACAACGUUGCGUCAAAGAGGUCGGACUCUCGUUCACCGUCGUCCAACGAUCGAAAUGGUAGCCGUCGUAGCUCGUCUGCAAGUUCAUCAUCGAGUUCAUCCAAAACGUCUUCAUCGUCAAGAAGUUCAUCUUCAUCAUCGGAUGGUAGAAGGAGUCGAACUGGUUCGCGUUCAAGAUCCAAAUCACCUAUCUCCAAACAAAGGUUCAAAGACUGAAUUGCUAUGAAGGCUGAAAGAAACUUUGUUGAACGAAUAAAACUGAUGCAUCCAUUGAGAAAUUAUGAACACACUGUAAAUGGAAUGCAUUUUUGUUUGCGUGCUUUGAUGCUUUAGUUUUAAAUAAAUACGCUUUUUCCUUUCAUCUUUAUCAGAACAUGGGGUGAUUUUAAAUCACGAACUUCUAGCUGAAUUGUGACUACCAGAGCUUAUUACAUCUUAGGAUGUUACUAGCUUAUGAUUUGUUUUCUACCAAGCGUUUUCACUGAAAUAAAAAAUGUAUGCUUUUUACAGCAAA